UCUACCCUUUUUGAGAAUAAAAUCAUCUACAAAGUUUUCCGGCCGGGCGCAGUGGCUCAUGCCUGUAAUCCCAGCACUUUGAGAGGCUGAGGUGGGCGGAUCACGACAUCAGGAGAUCGAGACCAUCCUGGCUAACAUGGUGAAACCCUAUUUCUACUAAAAAUACAAAAAUUAGCCAGGCGUGUGGUGUGUGCCUGUAAUCCCAGCUACUUGGGAGUGUGAGGUAGGAGAAUUGCUUGAACUGGGGAGGCAGAAGUUACAGUGAGCUGAGAUCGCACCAUUGCACUCCAGCCUGGCAACAGAGUGAGACUUAAUCUCCAAUAAAAUAAAAAGUUUUCCAUACCAAAUCCUUUUCCACUUGAAAAGGCACCUUCUUAACCAGUUUCCAUUUUAAAUGCUUAAGGUUUUAUCUGUUUCAUGUUGCUUUUUAAAAAAAUAAUCUUCAUAAUGACCCAUAUUACAAGAUGCUGAUUAAAAUUGUUUAGGUUUACUGACUUUCUUUGUAGCAUAUUGUUAUGGAAAUAUUUUCACCCCCUCACUUCCUACUACAGAAACAAAAGGAAAUAUAGCAAGUCUAAUUUUGACAUUUAGUAAAAAUGACAGAAAAUGACUCAUCUCGUGGUGGUUCAGUUUUCUUGAUGUCCCGAGGUUCUGCUAAGUACCAGGCCUUCCACCAGGUGCUCCCGUGAAAAUGAAGGGCUUGUGAAAUGCAUCUCCACCAAAACGGCUACCAAGUUCUUUACACUUCAAAAAUUAUGCUUCACACUUACGUGAAAUAGAAUAUUAGGUUCUGGACAAAGAUGGUCCAUUCAGGUUCAUCCAAGGAAAUCAUAAAACAGGCCCAUGGAGUGUGGGCGGCGACCCAACACCAUUGGCGUCCUUGGACAGUUCUCAAUGUGGUUGUGACGGGCAGACAUCCAGUUGCUUCCCAGCCCUGGGGUGGCACGUGUCUGCAGAGUCGUACAAGUUUCAUGUAGAAGAUGUACUUAAUGUGGUACAGCAGAGUUUAAGGAUUUAGUAGGGGACGUGGGCUUCCUGGAUUUUACUGACACCUAAGUCCUCACUCAGCCUUUUAAGCAGCUGUGGCAAAUCAUUGACCCUUUCAUUCAGUACUUCCCCUGUUUGUAAAAUUGGACUAUUAAGAUCUCCCCCUUAACUUAGCCAUGUGAUUAUGUUGUGACGUUUAACUGAAUGAUGAUUUUUACAGUGUUUGGGGGCUCCUGUACUGGAGGAACAGUGUAAAUAUAAUACACUGUUAGCAUGAUAUUGACCGACAGUGAAGCCGACAGUUGUGGUGGCCAAUGUUGUUAUUUUUUGCCUCACUGACCAAAUCUUUCUCUCUUCUCCUCUUUGUCUUCCUCUUCCUCUCCUUCCCUCUUCUCUCCCUUUUAUUCUUCCUUCCUUUAAUACUGUCCUGCCCUUACAAAAACGAUGAAGAGAAACAGCCUUUAAUGUUGGACCUCUCAGCUCUGCCACCCCCACCAGAGCCAGCCUGUCCUCGUCUCCCCUGCCCCUUUCUCUUCACCGUGGCCUCAGUCAUCUUUGAAUGUGAAUCAAAUCCAAUCACAUCCUUCACCCUUGAAAAAAUAAAUUUUAUUUUGACGUACCCUAUACACACAUGUGAGGAGUUGAAGGAGUGAGCCAAUGGGAAAUUACAGAUGCCCACCCUCCGGUCUAAGCCUCGGAGCUGCCAGGCCAGUGAAGCCCCCGCUGCAGCCCCAGGUCUGCCUCCCUGCGGGACCAGGGCACCCGGGGCCUCACAGCUGUGCGGGUCCUGCCUGUGCCUCUCUUUGUGGCGUUCCAGCCUGUGUAUGCUUCCCUAAGUGGGAUGCUGAGUCCUGUUGACAGGAUGGGAAGUGGGCACUGUCCUCAUUGUUCAGAGAGGGCCCUUUCCCUACUCUGAAGAGGGAAGAAAGCUGGAUGUGGUCUGGGCACCACACUGGCUUUGCUUUUCCUCAGAGUGGAUGAGGAUUCAGUAGGUGAAGUCGUGAGCUAAUUUUUUUUUUUUUUGGAGAAACGGUGUCACUCUGUAACCCAGGCUGGAGUGCAGUGGGGUGAUCAUAGCUCGCUGUAGUGUCAAACUCCCAGGCUCAAGCCAUCCUCCUGUCUCAGCCUCCCAAGUAGCUAGAACCACAGGCAUGCACCAGCACACCUAGCUAAUGUAUUAGUUUGUUCUCAUGCUGUUAGGGAAGACAUACCUGAGACUGGGUGAUUUAUAAAGGAAAGAGGUUUAAUUGACUCACAGUUCAGCAAAGCUGGGGAGGCCUCAGGAAACUUAAAAUCAUGGCAAAAGGGGAAGCAAAGAUGUCCUUUUUCACAUGGCAGCAGGAAGGAGAAUAAGAGCUGGAUGAAGGGGGAAGGCCCUUAUCAUCAGAUCUCAUGAGAGCUUACUCACUAUCAGGAGAAUAGCAUGGGAGAAACCGCCUGCAUGAUUCAAUUACGUCCCCACAACAUGUGGGGAUUAUGGGAGCUAUAAUUCAAAAUGAGAUUUAGGUGGGGACACAGCCAAACCAUAUCAGCUAAUUUUUAGAUUUUUUGUUUCUGUACAGAUGGGGUCUCACUGUGUUGCCCAGGCUGGUCUCAAAUCCUGGGCUCAAGUGAUCCUCCUGCCUUGGCUUCCUAAAGUGCAGGGAUAACAGGUGUGAGCGACUGCACCUGGUCUGUGAGCUAAUCUUAAGAAGACGAGGGGUUACCACACUUGCUUCUACUGAAGUUGCAGCAUGAACUCUCAGUACUGGAGGUCACAUCCCUUAGAAAUGUGGGCAGGGGCUGCAUAGUAUUCCAUGGUGUAUAUGUGCCACAUUUUCUUAAUCCAGUCUAUCACUGAUGAACAUUUGGGUUGGUUCCAAGUCUUUGGUAUUGUGAAUAGUGCUGCAAUAAACAUCCGUGUGCAUGUGUCUUCAUAGCAGCAUGAUUUAUAAUCCUUUGGGUAUAUAUCCAGUAAUGGGAUGGCUGGGUCGAAUGGUAUUUCUAGUUUUAGAUCCUUGAGGACUCGCCACACUGUCUUUCACAAUGGUUGAACUAGUUUACAGUCCCACCAACAGUGUAAAAGUGUUCCUAUCUCUCCACAUCCUCUCCAGCACAUUGGGACAUGGAUGAAGCUGGAAACCAUCAUUCUGAGCAGAGUAUUGCAAGGACAGAAAAUCAAACACCGCAUGUUCUCACUCAUAGGUGGGAAUUGAACAGUGAGAACACUUGGACACAGGGUUGGGAACACCACACACUGGGGUCUGUCGUGGGGUGUGGGGAGGGAUAGCAUUAGGAGAUACACCUAAUGUAAUUGGUGAGUUAAUGGGUGCGGUACACCAACAUGGCACAUGUAUACAUAUGUAACAAACCUGCACGUUGUGCACAUGUACCCUAGAACUUAAAGUAUAAUUUAAAAAAAUACAUUAAAAAAAUGUGGGCGGGGGUUGGUUGGUUCUUGUUUUCUGAUUUUACAACUUAGCUCUCAGGAGCAGGCUGAAGUUCACUGUUUCUUUGCAGUGGAAUGAAUGUUCUCAUCUUGUCUAGACAGCUGGACCAGGAGUAGGACCCAACUUAGGAAUCUUUUUAGUGUAGUCAAAAUAAGCUGAAUAUUGUUAACAAUCUUGGUCUGGCUGACUUUGGCAUUGUGUCCGUAGGUUGCAAAGAUGAUAAAAUGCUGUCUACAUUUCCUUCUCACUAAAAGUGGCUAAAAAUGUCUGUCUUAUCCAUAUACUUUAUUGAUAGUUUGUGUGGGUGUAGAAUUUUAGGUGAGCUAUCAUUUGUCUCAAGAAUCAGAGGUUUUGGCUGGGGCGUUGGUGGCUCACGCCUGUAAGCGCAGCACUUUGGGAGGCCGAGACGGGCAGAUCAUUUGAGGUCAGGAGUUCUAGACCAGCCUGGCCAAUAUGAUAAAACCCUGUCUCUACUAAAAAUACAAAAAAAUUAGCCGGGCAUGGUGGCAUGCAUCUGUAAUCCCAGCUACUCAGGAGGCUGAGGCAGGAGGAUUCCUUGAACCCGGGAGGCAGAGGUUGCAGUGAGCUGAGAUUGCACCACUGCACUCCAGUCUGGGCGGCAGAGCAAGACUCUGUCUCAAAAAAAUGAAAGAGGGUAGGGGGGAUUAGAAUGUGGUGGUCAGCCCCUGGAGUGUGGCUUGUGGGCUGCUUCUUGUCCUGUAGUAUUUCCUCUUUGGCUGGUUUUCCAGGGAGAGCUUUUCAGUCUCCCAAUGUCCCACCUGGGGCUCCAGGUCUGACUGCCAGCGUUCCAGGAGCCACGUGGAGAGAAGAGGGCUGGGUGCUGGCCUGCAGUGUUGGUUCCUGCCCCAGCCUGUUCAGAGAAGGCUGAGACAGGGAUCAGGGAGGCUGUGGGGGGCGUCUAACUGCCUCUGCUUCCCAGUCACCUCCCCAUGCUUAUAUCUUAAGCUCCUGUCAACCCCCCGGUUUCGGACAUAUCUGGUGGGACUCGUUUCAGAGCCUUUCAAGGCUUCUGUAGGAGCCACUGUGUUGGUGCUCAGCUUUUCUGCUGAAGGCCUGGGAUUUGGCUUUGCUGAAUGUGUGAAAUUACUCACUUCUUCUUCAUCAGCUUUUUUGCCUCCUUACCUUUGUGUGCUGAGUGGGUGUGUCUUUUUUAAAAAAAGUCUCUGGACUGUAGUUUUGGUUAGAGUUUAGGAGGAGGUGAAAUGAAUGUGGGUUUUCAGCCUGCUGUUUUAACCUGGCACUGCUGUUGAAAAGAAUCUUGUUGUUUGGACUCUAGGGUACGAUCAAGCUGCCACAUCCUUCCUGGACAUGCUGAGCCUGGGGAGAUUUUUCACUCGCUCCCCUGUGCAGUGUCUCCUUCCGUGCCCCUCCUUGCUGUACCAGGAGGUGCACUUGUUAUGUUUCUGUAACGCCCUUUGUACCUUGAUAUGGUUUGGCUCUGUGUCCCCACCCAAAUCUCAUCUUGUAGCUCCCAGAAUUCCCACAUGUUGUGGGAGGGACCCGGUGGGAAAUAACUGAAUCAUGGGGGUGGGUCUUUCCCAUGCUGUUCUCGUGAUAGUGAAUAAGUCUCACGAGAUCUGAUGGUUUUAAAAAUGGGAGUUUCCCUGCAGAAGCUCUCUUCUCUUGUCUGCUGCCAUGUGAGACGUGCCUUUCAUUUUCCACUAUGAUUGUGAGACCUCCCCAGCCAUGUGGAGCUAUAAGUCUAAUAAGCCUCUUUCUUUAGUAAAUUGCCCAGUCUCGGGUACAUCUUUAUCAGUGAAAAUGGACUAAUGCAUACCUAUUUUGUUCUGUUAAAGUCCUACUCAUCUUUCAUUUUCAAAUAUAGAUUCCCCAAAGGAAUCCUUCCCUGGACCCCUGACCCUGGCCCAGAUGAACUUGAGCCUCUGUUGGUGUCCUUCAGCAGCUUGUUCUGUCACAGUUAUGCUUAAUCAUUUGUGCAGCUCCUUGUAUAAUACCGGCCUCUUUUUGCCUAACUUUGAAGCUCCAGGAAGGCAAGGACUGUGUCUUUCCUGUCCAUUCUUAGAAACAUACUUUCUUGACCAUAGUAGCACUCAUUAAAUACCUGUCCAAUAAAUGCGUGAAUUCAUGGACAUAUGUCUUCAACUCCUUGAAUUUAAUUUUUUUUUUUUUUUUUUUUGGAGGCAAUCUUGCCCUGUCACCCAGGCUGGAGUGCAGUGGCAUGAUCUCAGCUUGGCCCCCUGCAACCUCUGCCUCCUGGGUUCAAGAGAUUCUCCUGCCUCAGCCUCUCAAGUAGCUGGGAUUACAGGCAUGCACCACCAGGCCCAGCUAAUGUUUUUUGUAUUUUUAGUAGAGCUGGGGUUUCACCAUGUUCGCCAGGCUGGUCUUGAACUCCUGAACUCAAGCAAUCCACCCACCUCGGCCUCCCAAAGUGCUGGAUUUAUAGGCGUGAGCCACCAUGCCUGGCCUGAAUUUAAAAUUUUUGAGUUCAUAUAUAGAUUAAAUGGACAUGCACACUUUUUUAGAGGUAUGAAUACUAAGACUCAAAAGGUAUACACAUUAAUCAUUCUAAUAUAUUUGUAAUUAAAAAUUAACUAAUUCAUUAAACAUUUAUUGUCUUUGCACAAAGCUAUUAUGUGCUGUUGACCUGAUUCCAGAGUUUAAUAGUUUGUUCAUAUUUUCCAAAAUACAAUUACCUUACCUUCUUCCCUCACUUUAAUUUCUUCCCAUAAGAAUUCAGACUAUUAUUUUGGUAGGGUAUGUGAGCAUUAUCAUCUUAUUCAGUAUUUUGUGCAUAAUUAAGGAGUGCUUUAAGAGCAGAUACUGAAUAUUACUUUUGGGCCUCUCAUGAGGCAGGGUGUGGGGUUAGGCACUUUAUAAAUAGACAUUAGUUGCAUUGAAUAUUAUGUGUUCUUAAAGCUGGUGAGAUACUUUCAUUAAUGUUUUCUCUUAUUUCAGUUCAAUGGAAGAGACACAGGAGGUUUCUUAACUAUAUUUUGUAAUGAGUGAGAAUCUACACGUUUAAUUUGGAGGGUGUGAGAACAUCAUUUUCUUAGUUUGCAAAGGCUACUGUCACAAAUUCCCAUGGACUGGAUGACUUAGAAUGACAGAAAUUUGUUCUCUCAUGCUUCUGGAGACUAGUGUGUGAAAUCAGGGUGUCGGCAGGACCACACUCCCCUGAAGGCUCUGGGUGGAAGCAGAGGGCGGCCCUGGCUUCUGGGGUCGCCUGUGUCCUGGGCUUUGCUUGGUCUGUGGCCACCUCCCUCGGUUCCCUGCCUCCAGGUUCACAUGGCCUUCUCCACAUCUGUUCAAAUUUCUCUCUGCUUACAAGACAACCGUCAUUUGACUGGCCCUGUGUGAAUCCCAUCCAACUUUGUCUUAACUCAAUUGCAGUUACAAAGACCCUAUUUUCAAAUAAGGUUGCAUGAUAGCUUCUGGGUGAGUAUGAAUUUGCAGGGAGACACUCUUCAACCCAAUCUGAUCGCAUUUCAUGUAUGUACAGAAAUCUUAGAAAUAACACAGUGGCACUCUCUACUGACUUCCUCUGCUUACACGAAGGUAAUGUUCAGAGAAAUGGUAUGGAUGCAUGGGAUGAGGAUCCAACUGUCUUAGCAGUUGCUUCAUUUAUUUAAAAAAAAAAAAAGAGAAAUCUUCUCUCAAGUUUUUAGAAGUUCUAGCAAGCAGUAUUCUUUGUGCAGGAUCCAAAAAGAGACACACACACACACACACACACACACACACACACACACACACACGCACACACUUACUUGCUUUUUUUCUCUGUUAUCACUGUUGAUCAUCACUGUUUCUCAGCAGGCAGACUUUUUUCUAGUUUCUUUCAUUACGGUAAAAGGAAUAUGUGUUUGAAUUCAGCAGUGAGUCAUCUGAGAUGCGUGUUGUUAUGGAAAAUUGCCAUAGCGUUCAGCUGUUACGAGACAGAAGUCAAAGCUAAGCACAUUUAAUGGCCGGAGAUGAGCGGUAUUUCCAAGAAGUUCUUUUUAUUAUUUUUACACUUUAGAUGAAAUGGGUAUUUGGAUGGGAUGAGUCCCAUUAUGCUGCGGUUGCUCACGUUGGGGGGAUGUGUUCACACGUCUGUGUGGUUGUCGGUGUCUGUGCAUGCAAUGUGAUUGAGCUCCUGGGUAGGUGUUCCUUUCUGUCUUGAAUACAAACUGGAACAGUAUGAGAACAAGCUCAUGAUUAUUAUUUCUACUGUUAUUUAUCUUUGAUUUAAGAGAUCACUGUGAAUAGCUUUGGAUGCCAUACUUUACUGGGAAUUCUGACUUACCUUAUUUGGCAAAUACAGAUCAUUUCCAAAAUGUACAUUCAGUUGAAGGAUAAAUAGUUGAUGAAAUAGGUUUAAAAAAACUCAAAGGACAUUAAAAGCCUCAUUUUAUUGAAAAAUAAAUAAUGACUUUUUUUUUCUUGAAGACGAACCCUGUUAUUUAGAGGCCUAAAAGAUUUGCCAAAACUAUCCAUAUACUAUCCAUGUCUAUAACAAGUCUGUAGAGGUGACUGCACUGUAUAUCACCGUGGCUCUCAGUGGAUUUUAAUUUAGAGCAGAUGUCUCUGCAUCACACAGCUGGGUGAGUCUCAGCUUUUGGAACACAAAGAAAUCUUCCUUUUAAAAAUCAACUUAAGAUAUGUUUAGAAAGUAGAUAAAGGCCAGGUGCGGUGGCUUAUGCCUGUAAUCGCAGCACUUUGGGAGGCCGAGGUGGGUGAAUCACCUGAGGUCAGGAGUUUGAGACCAGCCUGGCCAACAUGGCGAAACCCUUUCUCUAUUAAAAAUACAAAAAUUAGCUGGGCGUGGUGGUGGGCACCUGUGAUCCCAGCUACUCGGGAGGCUGAGGCAGAAGAAUCACUUGAACCCAAGAGGUGGAGAUUGCAGUGAGCCGAGAUCGUGCCACUGCACUCCAGCCUGGGCGACAGAGCGAGACUCUGUCUCAAAAAAAAAAAAAUUAGAUAAAACCUUUCUUUGACAUAGUCACUUUGACCAAUUUUGCAGCCUCUGGAAACCAUCAUUUGAUUAACUUAUGACAUAUCCCAAUGUCCACUCAAGCAAAACGCCCCAGUUUCCAUAAAAGCUUUUUAUUUUUGUCUUUUGCGAAGGACUACUAGGAAGGGUUUCUGUCAGUUUGUUUCUGUCAUCAAACAAUGAAGUUUAUUACAGGACAGACUCAGUCUUUUGGUCAAUAAUGUCUUUGUUGCCUCAGUUUUCCAGUUCACUGAGUGUAUACUAAGAGACCACUAAAGGAUUUUUUGGGGCUUGGUAAGUUUUAAAACUAGGGCUAGAGGAGACUAGAAAAUAAAAGCCUAUCAGUAAUUGUAACAUGUCACGUGUCUGACAUUUACGAGCCUCCAUAUUACUUUUUCGUUCCCAGCAAUUCUUAUAAAUCGUAUUCCAUAUCUGAGAUCCUACGUGUUUGCAAAUAUUAAAUUGUACAAGUUUCACUGACAACUCAUUUGUCCACCAAAAAGAUCUAUAAAUAAGAAACAGCAAUUCCCAAUUUUCUAGUUAAUGGAAAUAAAAUAUUGUUUCCUUAGAGGAAUACAGAAAUAUAGCUGGGAGAAGACAGAAGCUCUCUAGCUUACUUUGUUCAUGACCACACCUUGUCACAGCAAGGAAGGGACAUACCUGAAAUGUCACUAACAUCUAUGAUCCUUUUUUUAUCCUUUAAAGAAGGGAAAUUGUUGGAACUUUUUUGUGUUCUUUAAAAAAAUAUUGAAAAUCUCAGUGUGUUUGAAAUUCUAAAUGAGCUACUCAGAGAUUUGCCUUAGAGUGCAGGGAAUUAUGCAUAAGACAACUGCACUUCUUUGGGAGGCUGAGGCUGGCAGAUCUACUUGAGGUCAGGAGUUCUAGACCAGCCUGGCCAACAUGGUGAAACCACAUCUCUACUAAAAAUGCAAAAAUUAGCCAGAAGUCACUUGAACCCGAGAGGCGGAGGUUGCAGUGAGCUGAGAUCUUGCUACUGCACUUCAGCCUGGGCAACAGAGUGAGACUCCAUCUCAAACAAACAAACAGAAAGACAACUGCACUUGAGUCCAAAGCCUUGGCAUCCUCCUUGUAGCCUCUCUCCGCUUCACACCUCUGUGUUGGGGAUCCCCACAUCUGCCCCAGGUUUGGUAAUUUACUGAAAGGACUCACAGGAUUCAGAAGUCAUUACACUCAUGGUUAUAGGUUAUUACAGUGAAAGGAUAGAAAGCAGAAUCAGCAAUGGGGUGAAGUCCAGAAAACCAGACAGAAGCUUCCAGAGCCCCCUCCUGGAGGCGUCACACAGCACCCAGCUGUGACAAGAGGUGCCAGGUACUCUUCUACCAGGGCAGUUCCUUAGACACUCAGUGCUCAGGGUUUUUACUGGGGACUGGUCACAUAGGAACCCUCUGCCUGGCACAGACCAGAAUUCCCAACUCUUAGAAGGAAACCAUAAACCAGAUUGUUUGUACACACAGUUUAGACACAGCAAACCACUCUUAUAUUUAGGAAAAGUUUUAGAUUGGUAUAAGCUAUUUUUUAUCAGCCACAUUUCCAGAUUGCAGCCACAGACCCCCCCUUGCAGGCGAGCCCCCUCUGUGAGGACCACAGCCUAGGCCUCCCAGGUGAACCCUUCUCUGCACACUUCCAUUCCACCCAUCAGGAAAUUUUGUUGGCUCUCCCUUCAAACUCUGUCCUGAACUCACUCUUCUGUGUAGCCUUUGCCACUGCCCAAGUCCAGGCCACCAUCUCUGUCCCAUGGACUGUCCCAUCACGCCAGAGCUUGUUUCCUGGCUUCUAGUCAUUGCGUCCCCCGACUGCAGCCAGAGGGCUUCUGUUGAAACUGAAGUCAGAUGGAGCCCCACUUUUGCUCCUGCCUCCCUGUGGCAUGUCAUCUCAUCAGGGCGGGAUGCCUGGGUCCAGUCGCCUGAUGCUGGAGGCUUCACGUACCUGCCGUGCCCCCUCCAGCUCCCCACUAUCCCACUGACACCUGCUUACUCCUGCCUAAGGCCUUUGUAUAAUGCCUGGUCUGCCUGGAAGGUCACCCCCAGAUUCCUGCAUGGCCCCUUCCCUCACUUCCUACGGGUGUCUGCUUAAAAUUAGAAAACCCUGGACUGGGCGUGGUGGCUCAUGCCUGUAAUCCCAGCAGUUUGGGAGGCCGAGGUGGGUGGAUCACCUGAGGUCAGGAGUUCGAGACCAGCCUGGCCAACAUGGUGAAACCCCAUCUCUACUAAAAAUACAAAAAUUAUCUGGGCAUGGUGGUGCUUGCCUAUAAUCCCAGCUACUAGGGUGGCUGAGGCAGGAGAAUCGCUUGAACCCGGGAGGCGGAGGUUGCAGUGAGCUGAGAUCAUGCUAUUGCACUCCAGCCUGGGUGACAGAGCAAGACUCUGUCUCAAAGAAAAAAAAAAAGGAAAGAAAACCGCACUCUGUUCCACUAUCUCCCCUUCUGCGCACUCUCCCUGCUAUCCUGGUUCAGCACUGAUCUCAGCACUGAUUCCCCCGACUAUUAUAUAGCACUUUGCCUUUUAUUUUUUAAAUUUAAUUUAAAUAGUUUUUUGCAUUUGGCCUCCUUCCCCUAGCUAGAAUGCAGGCUCUGCGAGAGCCAAGUUUGUAUUUCCAUGACUGCUUUAUCCUCAGUGCCUUCCGCAGUACCCAGGACAUCAUCAGUUCUCAGUAAAUGUUCUUGAAUGGGGAUUCAUGGGGAUAUAAGUCCAAAAAUUAACUUAGAAGGAUCAAAACAUAGGAGAGGUCAUCACUAUAACUUAAAUUAAGCAAGCCUCCUGUGAGUAGUUCUGAAUAAUAGAGAUGACUAGCCUAAGAGGGGAAUGGCUCCAUUUAUGGGAUGGUGAGUUUACAACUAAGGAUGGCACUUUUGUAAUCAACUAAAAAUACCCCAGCUCAGUUCUUUGCUAAGAAGAGGAAAGAGUUGAGAGCACUGAGAAGAGUAUUUGGCCUCCCAAUUAAUUUCAAUUCCUCAUUGAAAUUAAGAAGACAUCUCAGGGGCCAGGCGCGGUGGCUCAUGCCUGUAACCUCAGCACUUUGAGAGGCCAGGCGGGAGGAUUGCAUGAACUCAGGAUUUCUAGACCAGCCUGGGCAACAUGGUGAAACCCCAUCUCUACACAAUAUACAAAAAUUAGUCGGGCGUGGUGGCAUGCGCAUGUUAUCCCAGCUACAUGGGAGGCUGAAGCAGGAGAAUCACUUGAACCCGGGAGGCGGAGGUUGCAGUGAGCUGAGAUUGUGCCACUGCACUCCAGUCUGGGAGACAGAGCGAGACUUCAUCUCAGAGAAGGAAGGAAGGGAGGGAGGAAGAGAGGGAGGCAGGGGAGGGAGGGAAGGAGGGAGGGAGGGAAGGAGGGAGGGAGGGAGAUCUCAGCAUUAAAAAAGAAAUCAAAACAUAAAAUUAAAAUCUCAGCAUUAAAAAAACAAAACAAAAACAAAUCAUGUUCCACGAAAUCCUGUUGCUCACAAACCUGAAAUGUCAAGGUUUGCUGCUUGUUGAAAGUGAUCACGGACUAGGCUUAAUGUCUACACAUGUUUUAUGUAAGUUUUUUUUUUUUUUUUUUUCCUCUUUUUUAAAAUGUCCGUCUUUUCAGAUUGUUUGAUCCAGGCACUAACCUGCUACUGUAUACUGUUUUCUAACUAAACAAAUAGAGAAUAAAGAUAUAAGGAACUUGAGGAAUAAGCCCAAGAGAGCACUGUGGUCUGGGGAUACGGUUGGCAUCCAGGGUUUCUGCUUUUUUAUAGGCAGCUAAUUCUUUUCUGCUGAAUUGAUCGCUGUUUCAUGUCAUGCUUCUCAGGAGUGUAUGUAGCUGACGGGUGAGGUGCGGCUGGGCAGUGACUCCCUAGUGCUUCCUGCUUAUUUCCGUUUUAUUUGAAGCCAAGGAGGAGUUUGUUUUUGAUGUGAGUCAUAUGCCCAGGACACUAAUUCCAAUCCAUUCUCUUAUCACCUCCCUGACCAGUUCCUAAUCAGAAUCUGUACCUCAUGGAGGUUACAGGGAUCCAAGGUCAUGAUAACUGAGGCUUGUACUGCAUCUGGACUCAGAACAGAGCAAAUGUGUGCCUGGUCUAAGUACUUCCGUAAAAUACCCAGUGUCUUGGUGUCCUUCUGCAGCACAGUCUCUGUCGUCUUUGACAUAAGUAUCGAGAUUAUACACACAUCACUGAUAAGGGAUAAAAGGCACCCUGGAAAUCCGUAAAUAAAGGACUAGCAGUCACGGCAGUGCACUGCAUUGAGUCUGGUUUGGUUGGGUCUGAAACUGUACCUGAAAUGGUUUCUUUAAGUAUCUUGCUUUCUCUAUUUCUCGAUGUUUAAUAAAGGAAGGGACACGGACAUGUAGAGAAGGCUAAAAUAAGAAAUGCUGUGUGAGGCCAUUUUUCCCCACACAAACCAAGAAAGAAAUAAAGACCUUCCCUGCAUGGACACCCUCUCUACUAAGAGUGUUCAUGCUGCUCAUAGCACUGAAGAUUCCACAUCCAGUGCUUUUUUUCAGUGUUUUCUUAGCUUUCAAUGAUGUACCUGUCAGUGUGAUUAUAGAUUUAACCCUUAGGAGGGAAUCUCUCCUACAUUUUAGCAUCGGAGACCUAGAUUAAAGGCUGAGGAGAGAAGAUUAAAUGUGGCCAAGAGAGAGAAGCUUUUCUUUCUCAUUCCGUCUGGUACAGCCAAAGGGGUAAGGAAGACGCGGGCUUCUCUUACGAUAGAUUGUGAGGCUGCAGUUUCUAUGGUGACUGGUUUCUUUUUCCCUUAUUCAGCAGCUAAAUGCAGCAACAUUCAAACACUUGUAGCUGAGUUUGGCCUUCAGGUGGGACACUUACAUUCUCCAGGCAUUUGCCUUAAGCCCAUAUAUAGAGACAGAGCUUAAUUUUUUCCCCAAGUCAUUUAGCAGUUAAUGUUUGUGGGAUACAUGAUGGAUAUCUCCUUCUCAUCAUGUUAUCCCCAAAUGGCUUUGAAAUAGAGGCUGUUGGCCGGGCACGGUGGCUCACACCUGUAAUCCCAGCACUUUGGGAAACCAAGGCGGGUGGAUCACCUGAGGUCAGGAGUUCGAGACCAGCCUGGCUAACAUGGUGAAACCCUGUCUCUACUAAAAAUACAAAAAUUUCCUGGGCAUUAGUGGCACGUGCCUGUAGUCCACCUACUCGGGAGGUUGAGGCAGGAGAAUCACUUGAACCCGGGAGGUGGAGUUUGAAGUAAGCUGAGAUCGCGCCAUUGUACUCCAGCCUGGGCGACGAGGGAGAAACUCUGUCUCAAAAAAGAAAAGAAAAGAAAAGAAAAGAAAUAGAGGCUGUUUUGAUGGUAGGUGAUUUUGUUAGCAGACUGGUGCAUGUCCCUCUGUGAUCUCGGUGCCAUUGAUUGAACUUGGGAGGUUUCUACCCCAUGGCUGGAGCCGGGUCUGUUCUCUCAGGCAUCCCCAGUGUCUGGGCCUGAAAGCAUGGUUCUGCAGAGUACGUGCUCCCCUACCUCCUGUUGCCAUUCCCGUUUCUUUACAGACUUGAAGAGGUUUGUUAAACAGAAUCUCUUUGGGUGGAAAACCCCAGAGAAGUCCAGUUCGUUGAAUACCCGUCCCUGGCAACAUACAGAACUGCGAGGUGGGGUUCAUCUGUGGGAUCCUUUGCCUGUUCUGGGUACUUGAACUGAAGCACAUGAAUUCCAUGGCAAAAAAGGACCAGCGGGGCCAUCUAGUUUUUAUGAGUAUUGGAGAAAAUCUUAUAAGAGACACACUAAAGAGGGCAACAUUGGUCAAACAAUAAAUGUAACUAUAAAAAUCGCAAAAUCCAGAUCUAUACAGAGUUCGCCAUCGCAGCUGCUUGAUCACUGGGGCCUGAGCUCCGCUGUCUGCAGUCCGUUAGAUAGCAACUUGCUUUUAAUCCUAAACGUUAAGAAUUUAAGAAUUUAGUCAACUUUCAGUUAUCUGCUCCGGGAGUUCUCACUCCCAAAUGGCUUCUGCUUACCGCGGAUAAUUCUGGCUCUUGCCAGUUCCCGGGGAACUUGCAGGGAGGGUGAGAUCAUAUUAGCAUGAACUUAGCGUAAUUGGUGUAUGGGAUUUGGAGGUGUGCAAAGGGGAUACAUCUCUUGUUUAUAAAACUAGACACAUUUCAAAGUGAUCAUUGUGCCUGAUUUUUUAUUUUUUGGGCCAUUUUCUAUUCCAUUCUCUAUUAAUAAAAAUAAUUAAGAAAAGAUUAUAAUUCUUUUAUCUACAGAAGAUCUUAUUGUGGAUUUAAGCCACGGUAAAAUUGUUUGGAGGUGGCUCCCCCAUCCCCCCUCCAAAAAACAUUAAAAAACCACCAAUCCUUUUGCAAGUUAGGCCACCCGUUUAAGCCCCGUAGUGCCUUUCAUGAACAGACACUUGCUCCAGGGAGAAACCUGAUGUAAAGAGAAGUUUGAGCUUCUCUCUUUUAACUUUAGGACUUCAGAGGUUUGAGAGCUAAUGGAAAAUGAGGACCCCAUGUAAUAAGGGGAGCCCAGUGGUGUGGCCAUGCCACCGGGCCUUGCCCUUCAGCGCUGUCACCCCUGCCCCCAGGGAGGGCACACUGAGGAGGCUGGCCUACUUUGCUGGGUGUCAAUAAAAGGUGUGGGGACUGUUCAUUCCUGAGCUUUCUCUCUUCCGUCCUUCCGCCAGCCACCCUACUUUGAAUCUGCCUGUCUCAAUGACAUAAAGUCAAGGAUAAGAUAAAAUCUGCCUCCAGUUUUGUCGCCAGUGCCAUUUAUAACCAGAAAGGCCAGCACGAACAUGUCAGAUAAACCUUUACAUGAAUAUAUGAUGUCCUGCACUUAACAACUUGAUGAAAGGAAAGGCUCAGUUUAGGAGAGUGGAAACCUGCUUUAAAGCUCCUUAAUAUUUAACAAGAUCUUGCACUUGUGGUGACCUGCAAAGUCUCUAGAUCACAACAGGAUUUAUUCUUUUCCCUGCCGGCAUCUGGAUUCUCCUAAAAGUAAAUCCAUCCAGACAUGCCUGCAUACGUAACCCCCACCCGGCAAAGGGAUCAGAACAUUUGGUCAUUUCGCCUGUGAGUCUGUACUGAUUCAUGCACUCCCUGAUCCUCAGUCAUUGCUGAGCAUCCGAAGAUUCUGAGAGACUGCAGGUCUAUAAACAAUGGGACAGGGAGCCAAGGCAUGGCCAGAGUGUUACAAACCCUGGCUUUCUGUGUGAUAAGCCACUCACCUUGAGGACGUUUUUGGAAUAUGCAUUAACCUUUCAGACCUUUCGGGAUAGCAUAAAAAGGUACGAAGGAAAAACAUAAUUGAAGCCAUAGAUGAAUCAUAGGAACUCAAAAACCAUUCUUCAUUGGAAAGUGUUGCAGUGAAUUGGUGAGCGUUUCUAGUGAUUCGCACCCACGGGCUGCAGACCUUGUGCUGGGUACUGUGCAUAUACUAUCUCACAUCCCCACAGUAACCUGACUCGAGAGGCACAGGAGUCUUACUGGUUAAGUUCAGGAAUUGCCAGGCUCAGAGAAGUUAAUUUCUAGUCAUACCUCAUACAGAGAGACCAUGGGUGAGCCAGGAUGCACAGACGUACCUCAAACCCAAGGCCACACUUUUUUUUUUUUAAUGUUUCUUUGUUAAACUGGGGUAUUUAAAGACUGCGCAAACUCAGUAUUAUUAUAACAAAGAACCAGAAAAUGAAUUCUGAGAGUAUUCAGUGUUGCCUAUUCAGUAUGGUAUUUGAACUGGAGUAUGUUGCUCAACUCCUUAUUACUCAGUUGCUUUUGACGAGGGCUCUCCUGGGAUUUUGGCCAGGAUGAUUUUUUUAUUGUACUAAGUGACAACUGCCCCUGCCCCUUGCCAAAUAACUGUCUGCACUGGGGAAUGUGGUAGAUGCCGCCUGUGUAGAAUUAGAACCAGUGGUGUAAGCCGGAAGAGUGGCCCCAUUUUUCUUGUCAGUGAUUGGCUUAGGGAGAGAUUUGUGACCAAUUUGGGUCAGUAAUAAAUGAGGACAUCUGCUGGUAGUUUCUGGAAUAGGUUUCCUUGCUUUGAAGAAGCAGCAUAGGGAAGAGGGGGCCUUGCUCUGCCUGAGAGGCCUGGAGUUUCUGCAGCCAUCUUGAGCCCACAAGGGAGGAGCUGGACUGGGGAAAGCUGUCAUAUUUAGGGUGUGGAAGGAGGAGGAUGAAAAGAACCGAGGCCAUUUCUGACAUUGCUCAUGGCUCUGUUCACCAGGCUUUUCUAUUCACUUGCCUUUUCUCUGGACCCCUUUGCUGUGUGAGAUAAUGGAUUUCCUUAUGGUUUAUACCAGGUCGAGUAGGGUUUUCUGUCUGGUCUUUGUGUGAGAAGGCCCUUUAAUAGAUAAAGGCUUCCUUGGGGACCAGUACCAUUUCAGGUGACUGGUCUGCUUGUCUGUAGGUUGGAAAUGAUUGCUUACUCCUUGCAAACAGAGAACCCAUUGCUGCCAUAGUGGUAGUAGGCAGUGGGUUAAGGAGUACUUGAGUUAUUGUUAUUGUCCUGUGCAUGCAAAGCACCUCUUGUACCACCAUAUUGUGGUCACCAUUGUUUAUGGUUAUUGCUGUCAUUCAUAACAGCAUCUUUGAAUCUUAUACACUAGACAUUCAAAGUGGAGGCAGUGGGAGGGUAACAGCAGCACCAGGUCUGCAGUGUAGACUGGCAGCACCGGGUCUGCAGUGUAGACUGGCACAAAUGUAAGUGUGAAUUUCCAGUUCUUGCUGAGACAGCAUCAGAGUGAGUCAAAAUUAACAGGGUUGGUUGGCACUGCUGAUCACACCAAGGGGCUGAAGGGUGGGUACUAGAGUGAGUUAAUGCUGGAGACAGAGGCAGAGAGAAUCCACUGAUGCUGAGGAAGCUCAUCAGAAGUGUAGGGGGAGGAGACCACAAGGUCAGGUGUCUCAUCAGCGAUACCUGACUUCUCUCUUAACCGAAUCUGAAUCAGUGGUCCUCAACUCAGGGGCCAGGGGCAUGUGCCCUUCAGUGGACAUGUGGCAAAGCCAGGAGACAUUUCAGUUGUCCCAGGUGGGGGAUGCAGUCAGCAUCUAGUGGAUAGACCCCAGAGAUGCAGUUGCAACAUCCUACAGUGGCAGAACAGCCCCCCAACAAAGAUUCUGGCCCCCAAAGGCCAAUAGUGUUGAGGCUGACCAUCCCUGUUUCUCACCUGGAAGUGGUUGAUGGAGGGAGCCGAGGGCAGCUGGGGUGUGAGGAAGGCUCUGGAGACUGAAGCUGUUAUUAGAUCCAGUCCAGGCUGCUUGGCAGUGGGCACUUUCCAGUGGGGAGGCUUCCCACUUGUGGCAGAGCACGUAGAGGGGUUUGCAAGCUCUCUGUGUUUACUGGCCUCCACGUUGGUGUCUGGGAAGGGCAAAACAGAAGCUCAGACUGCUGGGUGGAGAAGUUUUGCGCCUUCCCAGCUCUUGCUUCUUUCUGUGAAGCAUGCUGGCGUCAUGUUUCCAUGACAGCAGUUGAGUUAAUGCAUUUAGGGGCCCCCUCAGCGUCCACCACAUCCUGCCUGUUGUAAAUUGUGUGGUUCAGGUUGUGAUCUAUGAUACUACGGUCCUAAAUUUCUCAUUACUAUUUUUUAACUUGAUUGAAUGCACAGCUACUAGACAAAAUCGCUCUUUACCUCUGUAAGUAAAAAAUAGAAAUGCUUAUUAGUGUUCAGCAAUAGAUUUUAAAAUUACAUUUUUGUUACAAAUACUUCACUGGCUAAAUUGAAAUCAGUGUGAUCAAAUUGAAAUGUCAUAAUACUAUUGAUUUAAUAAAUGCUGGCCUCCUAAUAUCUGUUUUUCAAUGAAACUAGUAUUACGGGAGUAAUUUUCUAAUGAACAUCUGAGCACUAGGUCAUUGGUAAAACAAAAGAAGAAUGAUAUCAUAAAUGGUUCUGGAUGGUUUUUUCAGCGGGACCUGGCAUGCUGAUACGAAUAGAGGAAUUAAAGCGUAGCUCAUUAUAUAUUAAUUUGAAUGUAAUACUAACUAAAACCUUCCAUUGACUUCACUGAAGCCUAGUCUUAGAAAUUAUGCAGAUUAAUGGAGGCCUUGAAAAGAAGCACAUGCAAUAUUUGAGUUCCCUUUGGACCAAAAAACUGGCAUGUUGGAACUGAAAAAAUUAUAUACUGUGCAGUAUUUUUGUGUAAGUACAAUACACUAAAAGAUUUUGUUGCUUAAAAAAACUGGGCAGGGUGAAUCCUAUAUCUGUUUUUUGUCUAUUUUAUUUUAUAUCCAAAUAAGCCGAAAGGAAGAAGCAAAGGACCGAAGGUUGACACUGAGAUUGCUGCUGCAGAGGGAGAAUUUCCUGCAGCUUUUGAUUGUGGAACUCAGGUUAAGAAUGUGGUUCCUGGAGCCAGGCACGGUGGCUCACGCCUGUAAUCCCAGCACUUUGGGAUGCUGAGGCGGUUGGAUUGCUUGAACCCAGGAGUUUGAGACCAGCCUGAGCAACAUGGCAAAACCCCAUCUCUACAAAAAAUACAAAAAAUUAGCCAGGUAUGGUGGUGCACACCUGUCGUCCCAGCUACCCGGGAGGCUGAGGUGGAAGUAUUGCUGGAGCCUGGGAGGCGGAGGUUGCAGCAAGCCUUGAUUGCAUCAUUGCACUUCAGCCCGGGUGGCAGAGACCCUACCUCAAUGAAAAAAGAAUUUGGUUUCUGCAUAAGGAUGAUUUCACUGCCUUUUUUGUUUUUACAUGAAAAUCCUCACCAAGUACAUUUUAAUUUUGUUGUAUUAAUUAAUGAGAACUUGUUCUCCCCUGUGCCUCAUCUUUCACAAUUUUAUAUCAUGUGAGAUGUAUUUAUCUAAUAAAGUGGCGAUGGGAAGAGGCAUUAGCUAUUUUCGGAGUCUGUGAUAGCCACAUAGUGACAUUUUAAAAGCAUAAGCUUCGGUUCUUCAAGCCCCUCAAGUAAAUGUGGAGAUGAGUCAAGUUCAGGCAGGCCCAGCAGACAUGAAUGUUCUUUCUUUUCUGUCUUCUCUUUCUCCUGUCUCUCUGUUAGUAAUACUCUCCAUUGCUGUCUGUAGAUUAAUACUCACAGCCACGUGUAUACUGUAUUUUAUAAAGAACUUUGCUGUUCACCCUGAAGCUUUGGCACCUGCCAGAGACAUGAGUUGCUGCUGACUCAUGAUGACUAUAUCCAGGCAGGUGUGUUUCUCCCGCAGCGAUGGUUCACUCCUCCUGAAUCAGGUGCUGUCCCUUUCCAGGCACAGCAACCACUGGCAAGGCAGGGACUUCAUCAGAGGCAGAUGUUGAAAGUGGUGGGUGACCGUGGGUAGUGAGUGCACCCAGGGCAGGCUCUGACGUUGUGGGAUCCUCCUGACCCCUGUUUUAAGUGAAAAAAGUGAGACAUAAGCCAAAACUAUAAAGUCAGGACACCAAGAUAUUGCAGUUUGUCCAUACUCCUUUUUCCAGCGUGAUACUCUACUUCCUGUUUCUCACUGUACAGUUUUUUCUUUUCUUUUCUUUCCCCUCCCCUCCCCUCCCCUCCCCUUCCCUUUCCAACGGAGUCUCGCUCUGUCACCCAGGCUGGAGUGCAGUGGCGUGAUCUCUGCUCACUGUAACUUCUGCCUCCGGAGUUCAAGCCAUUCCCCUGCCUCAGCCUCCGCAGUAGCUGGGAUUACAGGCGCCCACCGCCACGCCCAGCUAAUUUUUAUAUUUUUAGUAGAGAUGGGGUUUCAUAAUGUAGGCCAGGCUGCUCUCAAACUCCUGACCUCAGUGAUUUUCUAAGUAAAUUUCCAGCUUCUCAGGGUCAGCAAUCACAUCAACUACUUUCCUGUGCGUCCAUCAUAGGAUGGUGCCUGUCACAUAGUGUUUAAAAUACCAGUCCCAGGCUGGGGUUGGUGUGGACUUUGCAGCCAGCCACGUGUACUAGAUUAACCACGUUGGUCAGAGUAACCUGUCUUGGUUAACAUCGAUAACAUCGCAUGGAAGUCGGUAUCGAUGGAGGAUAAUUGAUGAAGCACUGUGGACAUUUUGCUGCACAUAUUUCCUAAAUCUUCAUUGCUUACUGUAUAAACACACAAAAGUAGUCAUGGUAUUUGUUAAUUGUUGAUGAAGGUUGUGACUGGCUGUAGGUAAACAUUUUGGAAGUAAUUUUUAGGACUGGAAUGCACUCACAUGCUUUUUUCUUAAGCCACUGAAAAGUGCGAGGAAUUAACAGCAAAACUUGGAGGUUUUAAGUAAAUGAUCAGUGUUAGUAGCUAUCACUUUUUAACUUAGCAAUAGCUCUCUUUGAAAGAAAAUUCUAGGGGGCUUUAAGUAGGUUGUAGGUUGUAGUGGUAUUGUUUGCUUGUACUAAUUAUUGAUUUUUUAAAAAUCCUUUUUGGUCUUUGUUCCGUGGUCUGUUAUAUAACCUGGUGGCUAGAGGGUGGGCUCAGACUGAAUCAGGCUGCUUGGGUUUGAAGCCUGGCUUCUCUUGGUAGCUGUGUGCCCUUGCUUAGAUAACUUCAUCUCUCUAAAUCUUAAUUUCCUCCCACAAGAGGGAUUCCACCCCACAGUCUGUGUCAGCAGAAAAUGACAAUGCAGGGAGCAUGCCUGCCAGUAUUUACAACAUGUUAGCUGUUUCUGUCCACUUGAUAUUACAGCCUGAGCAUCUCUUAUCCAAAAUGCCUGGGACCAGACGUGUCUCUGGGUUCAGAUUUUGGAAUAUUUGCAGUACAUUUGUCUGUUGAGCAUCUGAAAACCUGAAAUCGAAAAGGCUCCAAUGAGCAUCUCAUGUGAGCAUCUUGUUGGCCCUCAAAAAGUUUCAGGUUUGGGGCUUGGGAUUUUCAGAGUUGGGAUUCCAGUUUGUAUACACAGAACCUAGUUAGUCUCAGCACAGAGUUACUACAUCUUAGUAGGAGAGUGAGAACUGCUCAGGCUCUGGAGGGAAUAAAGCUGAUGAAACCAGGGUGCAGAAAGGAAGUUGAUGUAGAUAGAACCACUUUUACCACGUCAGUCUGCUGAAAAUAAGGUUCCCUGAAGAGACAUUGCCACAGUAGCCUGUGAAGACAGUCUUCCAAUAAAAUGAAUGGCAUUUUACUUUUGAUCAAUAUAAAACUACUUUAGGGCAAAAAUAAAAAUGGGUAGUGAUGAAUGUAGAUGGGAAUGACAUUGCUGGCAUUUAUUAAAGGAGAGCAGUUUUUCUGUACGCAAUUUGACCAGACUCCAGUACUCUGAAGUAAACAGUAUUUCUUUAAUGUGACAGGCAUAUUUGUAAAUCUACUAAGGACUUAGUAAUAUAUCCUGAUAACGGGAAUAACAUCAUUCUUGAUCCAAUAAUUGCAAAGUGUGAAUGAUUCUCUAGAGCUUUGCAAAGGCCAAGAAUGUCUCUUUCAAAUGACAGUGAAUUUUCCAUUAUCUCUUAGUACAUAAUCGGUUUGGCGAAUUGUCUUCAGGACCCAGGAACUCUCUCUGUCCUUGACAUUGAGGAUGAUGAGUUGGGUGUUUGUGUAAAUGAAUGCAUGCCCUCCGACUGCAUUAACAGCCCAAAGAUCACGCAGAUUUGCGAAGCCAUUUCUUCACAGUUGGGAUGAAGCUUGAGACAGUGAAUAUGUGCGAGCCCUUUUACAUCUCUCCUGCGUCGGUGACUAAGGUUUUUAACAAUCACUUUUUUCAAGUGACUAUUGAUGACCUAAGACCUGAACCAAGUAAACUGUCAAUGCUGUGCCAUGCAGAUUCUUUGGGGAUUUUGCCAGUACAGUGGUGCCUUAAAAAUGGAGUCAGCCUCACUCCUCCCAAAGGUUACUCUGGCCAGGACUUCGACUGGGCAGAUUAUCACAAGCAGCAUGGGGCGCAGGAAGCCCCUCCCUUCUGCUUCCGAAAUACAUCAUUCAGUCGAGGUUUCACAAAGAACAUGAAACUUGAAGCUGUGAACCCCAGGAAUCCAGGAGAACUGUGUGUGGCCUCCGUUGUGAGUGUGAAGGGGCGGCUAAUGUGGCUUCACCUGGAAGGGCUGCAGACUCCUGUUCCAGAGGUCAUUGUUGAUGUGGAAUCCAUGGACAUCUUCCCAGUGGGCUGGUGUGAAGCCAAUUCUUAUCCUUUGACUGCACCACACAAAACAGUCUCACAAAAGAAGAGAAAGAUUGCAGUCGUGCAACCAGAGAAACAAUUGCCGCCCACAGUGCCUGUUAAGAAAAUACCUCAUGACCUUUGUUUAUUCCCUCACCUGGACACCACAGGAACCGUCAACGGGAAAUACUGCUGUCCUCAGCUCUUCAUCAACCACAGGUGUUUCUCAGGCCCUUACCUGAACAAAGGAAGGAUUGCAGAGCUACCUCAGUCGGUGGGACCGGGCAAAUGCGUGCUGGUUCUUAAAGAGGUUCUUAGCAUGAUAAUCAACGCAGCCUACAAGCCUGGAAGGGUAUUAAGAGAAUUACAGCUGGUAGAAGAUCCCCACUGGAAUUUCCAGGAAGAGACGCUGAAGGCCAAAUACAGAGGCAAAACAUACAGGGCUGUGGUCAAAAUCGUACGGACAUCUGACCAAGUCGCAAAUUUCUGCCGCCGAGUCUGUGCCAAGCUAGAGUGCUGUCCAAAUUUGUUUAGUCCUGUGCUGAUAUCUGAAAACUGCCCAGAGAACUGCUCCAUUCAUACCAAAACCAAAUACACCUAUUACUAUGGAAAGAGAAAGAAGAUCUCCAAGCCCCCCAUCGGGGAAAGCAACCCCGACAGCGGACACCCCAAACCCGCCAGGCGGAGGAAGCGACGGAAAUCCAUUUUCGUGCAGAAGAAACGGAGGUCUUCUGCCGUGGACUUCACCGCGGGCUCGGGGGAGGAAAGUGAAGAGGAGGACGCUGACGCCAUGGACGAUGACACCGCCAGUGAGGAGACCGGCUCCGAGCUCCGGGAUGACCAGACGGACACCUCGUCGGCGGAGGUGCCCUCGGCCCGGCCCCGGAGGGCCGUCACCCUGCGGAGCGGCUCAGAGCCCGUGCGCCGGCCACCCCCAGAGAGGACACGAAGGGGCCGCGGGGCGCCGGCUGCCUCCUCAGCAGAGGAAGGGGAGAAGUGCCCGCCGACCAAGCCCGAGGGGACAGAGGACACGAAACAGGAGGAGGAGGAGAGACUGGUUCUGGAGAGCAACCCGUUGGAGUGGACGGUCACCGACGUGGUGAGGUUCAUUAAGCUGACAGACUGUGCCCCCUUGGCCAAGAUAUUUCAGGAGCAGGAUAUUGACGGCCAAGCACUCCUGCUUCUGACCCUUCCGACGGUGCAGGAGUGCAUGGAGCUGAAGCUGGGGCCUGCCAUCAAGUUAUGCCACCAGAUCGAGAGAGUCAAAGUGGCUUUCUACGCCCAGUACGCCAACUGAGUCUGCCCUCGGGAGGUGGCCCAUUAUUGCUGGGAUGCGGUGUUGGUAAAGGUUUCCAGGACUGAAACUUUGAUUUUCCGGGAUAUGUUAAAUGGUACAGCCACUAAGUAUCACCAGAAAACCAGAAGCCCAGGAUCUUCUGCCUCCGCCAGCCUGUGAGCUGUUUCCAUGUUUUCAAAGCACAGCAGCAGUCGCUUCUGGGGAGUGCCAGUUAAAGUCAUGCAUCAGACCCUGCCAGACGUGGGCCUGCUUCUUGGCUCACCCACGUUUUGCCUUUCUCCUGCCCCAAAUCAGGCAGCUCCCUUGGAGCAGGGUUUCCUCAGAUGAGGACUGCAUUCUUUGAAAACAAAGAAUGUCGCCAAGGAAGAAACCUCACGCCAUGCUGUAGUGUUUCCUGUAAUCACACGAGCACAUUUAUAUAUGCAGUUUCCCAUGGAUAGGCGUGUGACCCUGGUUGAGUGGCACUUGCGGUUUCAUCUUGGUGGCAACUCCUUUGCAAUGCAGCUGGCAGCGACAUCCUUAUAAAAACAUGUGCUAAAGCUCUGUCCUCUGUUAGAGGUGCCUUUUAGGAAUACGGGGAGUGAAGGAAGGCCGGCAGGCAUCUCCAUGCAACUAGAUGGUUUGUUUGUUUGUUUGUUUGUUUGUUGUUCAUUUUGUUGUGUUUUUUGAGACAGGGUCUUGCUCUGUCGCCCAGGUUGUAAUGCAGUGGCGCAAUCUCAGCUCACUGCAACCUCUCUCUCCCGGGUUCAAGUGAUUCUCCUGCCUCAGCCUCCCAAGUAGCUGGGAUUACAGGCACCCACCACCAUGCCUGGCUAAUUUUUGUAUUUUUGGUAGAGACAGGGUUUCACCAUGUUGGUCAGGCUAGUCUUGAACUCCCAACCUCAAGUGAUCUGCCCGCCUCGGCCUCCCAACGUGCUGGGAUUACAGGUGUGAGCCACUACGCCCCGGCCCAACUGGAUGGUUUUUGAUUGAAGCCUAGAACAUCUGUAGAGACAAACUCUACCCAGUCUUUUCUAGACCCUCAACUAUCUCCAGUGUUGUUGUUUAAUCGUAGCCGGAUCAGGGAGUGAGUCUUUUAGGCAAAUGUUGGAUUAUAUAUCAAAGGAAAAGCUUAGUUUCAGAGAGGAGGAAGGGAAAGAGAUGUGAGGGAAGCAUUUCAUCAACCAGCUACGUCCCCCUUAGAAGGAUCACUGCAGCAGGUCACCGAGCAGGAGUCCCUCUGAGCGUCCCUUCUGUCUCGUUCUGCCCUAGCUGGCAGCAUAUGAACCAGGCAUGAUGCAGCAGGAGCAGUGAAUCUGGAGUCAGCCACUUGGCACCCUGGUUUCGCUGAGAACAAACUCUGAGAUCUUGGGUGACUUCUCAUCACUCUGGACCUCCAUUCCUGUGAAGUGACAGGUGUGGACCCUGAGGGUGCGGUGGUGAGCACACUGUCUCCUGCUGGCAUUCACCCCACUCAUGCUGGAAAGGAAGAUCCAGAUCGUACAAAAAUUAGAAAAAGAAAGAAUAAGAAGGGUCUGGUCCCAGUUCUGACUCGGCCAUUCUUACAGCUCUUUCUGGCUUUGAGUUUGCUUGUGGAAUUUCCUGGGCAGUUGUGUUAAAUCCGCCAGGUCACGUGCAGACAAAGCUGUGGCUGCGAGAGUUGGCUGGCCUCUUGGACCAGAAGCCAUCUCCAUAUCCUCAUGAGCGAUUCCAUAUCUCCACUCAGACCCUGUGGACUACAGUGUUCCGCUGUGGUGGCUGCCAAGAUGCCUUCUUAAACUUAUGCAAGGAAACCAAACCCUCCCACAGUUCCCAAGCAGACACUGGAAGCAGAGGCUUCUCACCCUUCCUGCUUUUUCACCACAAUCACCUUGAGCUCGUCCCUUGGACUAGAGUCUCCACAGUUCCAGUAAAAUUCUGCGGUGGGCUGAUGAGCUGCUUGCAUUUCUGUGACAUUUCCAGAUAUGAUUCUCAGUGGGAUUUUGGAAACUUUGAUUGCUCAAGCUCACCCUUCUUAACAUUCUGUAAUGGUUACAGAUGAGAAUGGAAAACACAUAUUUUAUGGAUGAGGCGUUUUGGUCUCCCCUGCAGUCGAUUUCUAGAAUCAAGUUUUAGAGUUCGGCUGAUGCAUCUGCCUGGGGACCUCAGAUGGGAGGAGUGUGUCAGUUGUACCCCGACAGAAAUGUCUCUGGGAUCUGUGGCUGGCUUGCCCCGGGCAUCUCUCCUUUAAGCUCAAGUUUUGAACUCUCUGCGGUUUUCCACCCCUGCCUUCUCAGCCACAUGCUUUUGGCCUUAAACGCUCAGUCUUGUGGAGUUCAACUCUGUCAAACGAUUGGAAAGGGCAUCCAUUUCCAGAUCUUUGGCAUUUUCCCCGCGCUGACUCUUUGAUGAUCCUUCACUGUGGCCUUUUCAAGCUCAGCUGUUCCUGUUGUAUUUGAGACGAGGGUGAGGGAAUGUGGUGGCCACAAAAGAACAGGGACUUGCAGCACAAAUGUCACUUCUGUCUCCCUUUUCAGUGGUAGCACGGAGGAGGAGGUGCUGCGUUGGAGGGAGGGGAUCCUCCAGGAGCUCUCUGGAGCCCAUCUAGGAAGCUAGAGUGUGUGGCCCGCCAGGAGCUCAGGAAGGAUACAGCCACUGUCGCAGGGGAAAGUGUUUGCUUCCCGUGGAGCCAAGCGCCCAAGACUCUCCGUAUCCUUCACCCUGACAGUUUAACUUCAGCGUUUCUCUGUGCAGUUGCGGUCACCAUGGGUGAGCACUGUCUGUGCACGUGCCAGGGAGGAGAUGGCUGGGACCACUGCACAGGAGGGCGCAGCCUGGCGUCGCCAUGAAAGUUGUCUCUGUGCCAUCUCUCCGGUCCUUGAGGAGAGCCCAGAAAGAUUUUAGGACCCAGGAGGUGCUUUUCCUCCAGCUGUUGCCAGUGUCCUUCUGAGCCUGGAUUCUCCGGGGAUUUCCGUCGUGGUGGAUGGACUUCACAUCAGCAGCAGUUCUGGUACAGAAUUGUAAUGUGUUUUCAUUUCUCUGUAGGAUUCACCUCUCACCAGCGUCUGUCUUAAAGGUAGGGCCAAUUUCAUGGAGCAUUUUUCUGUGUGUGUCCUUGUUGCUUUUGCCAGAAAAAGUGGAUUUGACAUGCGUGCCCCGAUGCCACCAUAGCCCCUAGGCCAACAAUGUCAUGGUCUAAACACCAAAAAGUGAUGCCCCGCAUUCCUUCCCUGGAUGGUACCGUUUCUUCUCCGUCUCUCUUUGAUGAUUCUUUGGGACCAAAGUCCUCUCCUUAGUGCGCCUACUUCCUGUGGGCAUCAUGCCACUUGGAACUUAUUGGAACUGGCCCGGGAGACUCUGCAGUCUGCGCCGUUUGAAAACCCUGAGAAAGAGAUGCCACCUCAACUUGAAUCAUGACAGCCCAUCGCUCAGUCUCACCCUAAACUCAUGGAGCUUGUUUCAGCUCCUCACUUCUUGACUGUAUUUGUACUAUGUUGAAAAAAUAUCCUGUCCACAAAGACAUAAGCCUAACAACCUAGAAAAACAACAGGGUACUACUGGCAUUACAGAACUUCUUUGCCUUUCAAAACAAAAGCAAAACACAGUGAACUUCACCACGGAGCUGCACAGCGUGGGGAACUCAUCCAUCACUUUCAAAAUUAGAGUCAUUUGAUCCAAGUUGGAGUCAGACACAGUAUUUGAGCUGCACGGCUUCUGGGUUCUCCCACCUUAUUUGAUCAUAUUCGAAAGAUUAUUUCCUGUGUUUGCUUUGAUUUGUUCCUCAGUACAUUAAAAUGAUCCACACCUUGAACACUGCCCUCUCUAGAAGGUUGAUUUUGAUCAGCCUUUUGAAGAUGGGUGUCGUUUCCCUAACUUAUCUCACAGAAUUUUGAGUGUUGUAUUUGGCAAGUUCUGAGAUUUGCCUUCUGUCUUAUGCCAAACACCCCUUUCUAAGAGCUGUCCCCGCUUAGUUUUAGAAGUACUAGGGGUUUUCAUACUUAUUUUAUAGAACACCCAUUUAUAUUUAUUUCUGUAUAUAGAACUAAAAAAAACAGUAGUGUUAAAAAUCUUUGUUGUGGUUUGAGCAUCUUUGCUGCUUUUGGAUUGAGAUGGCGAAUCAAGGCUUCACUUCCUCUCUCUUCUGUCUUUAGAAAGCUGUGAUCGUGCGUGCAAUUAUUUGAAAGGCAACAUAGUCAAUUAAGAAACCUGUAGUUGUUAAGGAAGAAAUUGUUGGCAAGAUAUCCAUACUGCCCAUAUCUCGUUGGUGCAAUAAUUAAAUAGCAAAGGAAAUCUGUAUUGGCAACUAUUAUAAUUCAAUAAUUCUUUUGUUUACUGCCCUUUUCUGUUCAAGAAUUUUCUGGAAAUUACUCCCUUUCACAUGGUUGAACUCUUAAGUUGACCAGUUCUCAUAGCUCUAUCACUAGAAUGGUUUGCAGAUACCCCAAACAUACUAUGAUAAAAUCAAAUUGUGCUACUUUUGACCCAUGUAAUUUACCUAAAAGUUGUAAUUGCUGACAGAGUACUGCCUUGAAUUUUGGUUUAAAACCUCUCUAGUUUCAAUGACAAGUAACAACUCAAAUAAUUCCAUAUUGUUUGAGGAAGAGGCCAUAAUCCUUCUGAAUUGUUGGCACUAAGUAAUGGGAUUUGGCCCAGUAAGUAUGACGGUCGUGUCGCCUAACCAACGCAGAGCAGUGCUUUUUGUGUGGCUGAAGCGAUGUGCUGACGAAAAAAGGAAAAUUCUAGGACAAUCGUUGGCUAAAAAUCACCUUAGGAUGAAAAAUUUGAGGCAAAUUUUUUUAAAUGACAGAAAAAGAUAAUCAUCUCACUUGCUUGAAACAGGAGCCAGCAUGAUCUCUGGAAGCAUCAACUAUCCCUCGUCGUGAUUGUUGAAAGCUCUUUCACUGUUUUGCAUUCUAGUUUGAAUAGUUUGUAUUGAAAUUGGAUUCCUAUCUUGUGUAUGUUUUUGGUGCGUAAAAGGGAAAAAUUGGUGUCAUUACUUUUGAAAUUUGCAGGACGAAGGGCAUGCUUUUGGUUUGCUGUAAGAUUGUAUUCUGUAUAUAUGUUUUCAUGUAAAUAAAUGAAAAUCUAUAUCAGAGUUAUAUUUUAAUUUUUAUUCUAAAUGAAAAAAACCCUUUUUACUUCAAAAAAAUUGUAAGCCACAUUGUUAAUAAAGUAAAAAUAAAUUCUA
Messenger RNA from Homo sapiens (human), 28708 nucleotides. It is a transcript of the gene SFMBT2, whose product is annotated as Scm like with four mbt domains 2. Gene Ontology annotation, cellular component: nucleus. Gene Ontology annotation, molecular function: transcription corepressor activity; histone binding. Gene Ontology annotation, biological process: regulation of DNA-templated transcription. The transcript has 15 exons. NCBI's taxonomy places the organism in Eukaryota, Metazoa, Chordata, Mammalia, Primates, Hominidae. The coding region runs from base 21787 to 23562 and encodes 591 amino acids. The record is from RefSeq and is a predicted model, not a curated record.